Messenger RNA from Sphaeroforma arctica JP610, 1380 nucleotides. RefSeq lists its product as hypothetical. Gene Ontology annotation, molecular function: catalytic activity; pyridoxal phosphate binding. Gene Ontology annotation, biological process: biosynthetic process. The record is from RefSeq and is a predicted model, not a curated record. Bases 98 to 1324 code for a protein of 408 amino acids. NCBI's taxonomy places the organism in Eukaryota, Ichthyosporea, Ichthyophonida. The transcript is spliced from 5 exons.
GGUUGUCGCUUGCUCGCAAUACGUAGUUUCCGCACAUACUUUCCGCCUUUCAAACGUACUAUAAGUAACACAUUAGUAGCACAUAGUACUUGAUACAAUGACUGUCCGACAAAACGAAGUAAGCCACGGCCUCACACCGUUCCGUCUAGAACGAUACUUUGCACAGUAUGAGUUCAACGAGGGAAUUAAGGUGUUGUGCAACUCCGACUGUGAACCUUACAAGAUGCAAGAAGUCGUACAGAUGGCCCGAGAUAACAACCCGAAACUCGCCGAUAUGUGGGACAACCUGUCUCUAGGAUACACCGAGUCAGGCGGACGUCACGAGCUUGUUGCCGAAAUAAAAAAGUUGUACACAACUGACCCCAAUGUGGUGGUGGUGACACCUGAAGAGGGUAUAUAUUUAUCUAUGCGUGCCUUAUUAAACAAAGGCGAUGAGAUUGUGGUUGCAUUCCCUAACUACCAGUCGUUGUCGGAGAUUGCCGUAGCGAUUGGAUGUGAUGUGAAGCGGUGGAUGCCGGAUUUUCUGCCGGAUGGAAGUAUCCGGUUCAAUGUGGACGCACUCAAGGGCCUGGUGACUGAAAAGACCAAAUUGAUUGUGUUCAACUUUCCGCAUAACCCCUCGGGCCACCUCCUCACCAAAGAAGAACAGGCGAGUGUGAUAGACAUUGCCAAAGAGGUCAAUGCGUGGGUGUUCAGCGAUGAAAUGUAUCGAGGCUUAGAGUUUACCCCGGAAGACCAACUACCCGCAAUCUGCGACUUGGGAUACGAUCGGGCCGUACUGUUGUCCGGGAUGUCCAAAACAUACGCUCUACCGGGUAUCCGCUUGGGCUGGAUAGCUACGCCCAACGCUUGGCUGGCUGCGGAAGUACUGACACUCAAGGACUACACCACUAUCUGCCCCCCUGCCCCCUCAGAGGUCCUGGGGCUGAUUGCCCUGACAAACGGACCAGCGAUCAUUGCGAGGAACCUGGAUGUGAUCAAGACAUCCCUUGCCGCGGUACAGACCUUCAUGGAUAACCACAAAGAUAUUCUCAUCUGGAAAGCGCCUAUGUCUGGCUCUAUCGGAUGGCCACUUAUCCACCCCGAUGCCAAGAUGAUGGUGGACGGGAGCCCUGUACCAGCUACUGCACGCCUGUUGUGUGAUACGCUCGCGGAGAAGCACUCCAUUCUGCUUUUGCCCGGCGAUUUGUUUGUGUCGAGUAACUUGAGCCCGGAGACUGCAGCUGCGUGCUCACAGCAUUUCCGCUUCGGAUUGGGCCGUACGGACACGGUUGAGAAUAUCGAUUUGCUGGAGAAAGUCAUUCGCAAAGUGCUCUUUGUUUAAGUUUAUUAUUGGCUAUAAGGGUCCCAAUGCUAAUAAACCAAUACUAAACAAUCGGA